This is a messenger RNA of Eruca vesicaria subsp. sativa (arugula), 661 nucleotides long. Lineage: Eukaryota; Viridiplantae; Streptophyta; Magnoliopsida; Brassicales; Brassicaceae. The record is from the annotation of a GenBank genome assembly.
CUAUAACCAAACAAGAGAAGUAUUUAAUCAUCUGGAAAAAAAAUGGCACAAGCGAUGAUGAAGCCUUCAUUACAAGGAGAGCUUGAGGUAGAUGUUGAGAUCAAAGCUCCGCCCAGGAAAUUCUAUCACAUGCUCACAGCUCCACAAGAUCUGACUGAAGCCACUCCUGACUUCCUUCAGGGAUAUAGUGUGAAAGAGGGAGAUGUGGGCAGAGUUGGCAAUCUCAUCACCUGGGAUUAUGUUCUUGAUGGGAAGCCACAGGUGGUCACUGAGAAGAUCGAGGCAAUGGAUCCAAAGAAUAAUAUGAUACAGUUUAGAGAGGUAGAGGGAGAUCUGAUGAAAGAGUUCACGAGCUUACUGUUCACGAUGCAUGUGAACCCGAAGCAAGGAGGACCUGGAGGUGUGGUGAAAUGGCACAUAGCAUACGAGAGGAUUAACGAAAACGUGGCUCACCCGGAGAAUCUUCUCCAAAUGUGUGUCAAAUUGUCCAAAGACAUGGACGAAAUGCUUUUGUCUAAGGAAUAGACACUUGUCCUAAGGAGUAAAUUAACACUCGUAUAUAUAUAUAUUUAUCUAUCUUUAUGAAUAUGGGUGUUUUGUAUCAAUAAUGUGCUCUCUAGAUCUAAAGAGAUGCGAGUGAUAUGAAAGUGUGUUAUCAGAA